UCCGAUAUUACCUAUAGAUAUUCUGUGCACACAUGUGCCAUUUUGACAACAAAUUGAAAAAAUGAGCUCAGAAGGAGAUGAAAAUACAGUUGUGUGCUUGCCAGGAGAACGCUUGUGCCGAGUAGAAGACAAUGUUGUUUUGGGCAUAGGCACAUACGAACAGAACGGCUACAUCUACGCCUCCAAAUCGGGGGUCGUGAACAUUGAAGAAUCUGGAGAAAACUGUCAGGUUGUAAGUGUUCACAAGCCAGGCUUCCACCUGACCAUUCCGGCCACCGGGGACGUCGUCACAGCCCGUGUUCUGGUCACAACACCAAAGUUCGCCAAGUGUGCCAUAUUCUGCGUGCGAAACGUCUUGCUGGAGAGCAGCUAUCGCGGGCUGCUGCGGAAGGAGGACGUGCGGGAAACAGAAAAGGAUCGUGUCGACAUAUACAAGUCGUUCAAGCCUGGCGAUGUGAUACUGGCCCGCGUCAUCAAUCAAAUGGAACAAUCAUUUCUCCUAACCACUGCCGAAACAGAGCUCGGUGUGGUCGUAGCCUAUGCCAGCGAUGCCAGUAAAACCCGAGUGCCUAUGGUGCCGGUGGGCUGGAGCGAGAUGCAGUGUCCACUGACUACCAUUAAGGAGCCCCGCAAAGUGGCAAAAGUCCUGCCUGAAAGUUCAAUAAAUAUAAUCAAAUAAUGCCCAGUAAUUUAUGUAACAUCUAAAAAAAAUCAUUAAUAAUUCUCGGUUAGUCACUAAUUAAUUCUGUAACGUUGCCUUAGAUUGCGGCUGUACGUUCAUUCUAUUUCCAUAGUUACAUGUUCUAUAAUAAUUAGUAUUUAUAGGAACAUAUUAAAAUUUUCUAUAUAACCAGACAAAAGCAUACAAAUUGAUAGCAUCCAUUGGAUUCAAUUCCAUUGGAUUUUCUUAACUUAAAACAUUCCUAUCCAAGGCAUUCCUCAGCCUAAUCAUCUGAUUGGUGCGAUCGCAUCGUCAAAAUUCCCCCUUCAGAAGGGAAAGAAGUGAAUGAACCUUAAGUUACCAUAGCUACGUCGUUAGUUCUCGUAACUAAUCUUGGCUGGUUGCCACGGUUCUCAUGUCAAUUUAAAUGCAUUGUUGUACAUAUUUAUUUGAUUGGGAAGCGAUGAACCCAGGAACAUGAAAGCCAAUUGAGUUUAUCAAUUGAUCUUAUAAUAUUGAAUAUGUAAAUAUAAACAUUUUAGGUGUGA
This is a messenger RNA of Drosophila miranda, 1209 nucleotides long. RefSeq names its product exosome complex component CSL4 (gene Csl4). Gene Ontology annotation, biological process: RNA processing. The coding region runs from base 62 to 679 and encodes 205 amino acids. Gene Ontology annotation, cellular component: nuclear exosome (RNase complex); cytoplasm. Gene Ontology annotation, molecular function: RNA binding. The transcript is spliced from 2 exons. Lineage: Eukaryota; Metazoa; Arthropoda; Insecta; Diptera; Drosophilidae. The record is from RefSeq and is a predicted model, not a curated record.